AUGUCCUUCAAGCGGGAGGGCGACGACCCCAGCCAGCUCCAGGUGCUCCAGAAACGGAGGGUGGCAGAGCUUCUGGCCAAUUACAUCCCCGAGGACGAAGCCUUCCUGUUGCGCGAUGGCAGGUAUUCCUGCACCAUCUGCUUCCAAAGGCCCGUUUUUGACACUCUGGACAUGCUCACAGUCCAUCGUUCUGGAAAGAAACACUUAGCCAGUUUGCAGAAUUUUUACGGGAAGAAGCGUUCUCUCGAGAACGAGGUUCAGAAGCGUCAGCAGCAGGCGUACCUGGAGGCGGAAGAGAGCGGCACCCAGGUGGCUCAGCGACCCGCCCCUUUGCUAGCCCAAACGCGGAGGAUCACCCAGAAUGCCUUGCUGAAAACCGUGCCCUACAGCAGCUGCUGCCGCCCCAAAAGGAAUCAGGCCGGUGCCAGCACUUCGGGGGCGAAUGCUGAGACCACCGGGAUGCCCAAACCCUCAAGUUCUGAUUCGGUGGACGAAGAACGGCAGGUUGAAGAGGAAGCCAGCCCCGCCGUCCAUUCAUCCGGCUGCAGACUCGCAACAGCAGGUCAGAAGCCGUUUCGAGAACUUGCGACAGUAAUCCCAGGCACAAAAUGCACAGAGAUGGGCGGUCCGUCUCGCAGGGAACAGCCUCGACAGAGGAAGUUUGUCCGUCAAGGAAAGGGGCGCACUGCACGGAAAUCCUCCGAGCCCAACGAUCCGGAGAAGCAGCGUGCCUUGGAGCACUAUCUGAAGCUGAAAAGUUCGGGGUGGAUUCAGGAUGGGUCGGGCAAGUGGGUCAAAGACGAGAACGUGGAGUUUGAUUCGGACGAGGAGGAGCCCCCGAUGCUGCCCCCCGCCCUGAUGGCGGACGGAAACCCCCCCACCGGCCGUGCCUUGGAAGCGUGCGAGGGACACCCGGAAAUCAGAAAUUAA
This is a messenger RNA of Protobothrops mucrosquamatus (brown spotted pit viper), 930 nucleotides long. It is a transcript of the gene SCNM1, whose product is annotated as sodium channel modifier 1. Gene Ontology annotation, cellular component: nucleus. Gene Ontology annotation, biological process: RNA splicing. The transcript is spliced from 8 exons. Bases 1 to 930 code for a protein of 309 amino acids. NCBI's taxonomy places the organism in Eukaryota, Metazoa, Chordata, Lepidosauria, Squamata, Viperidae. The record is from RefSeq and is a predicted model, not a curated record.